UUCAUUGGAUUAAUAAGAUUUUAAAUAGUUACUUAUCUGUGACUAUGUCUGAUUACGACCAUGCGCGCAUCAAAAAACUAGUUUUAAAGGGAGAGAAACACAAAAAAAGCAAAAAGCGGAAGAAGGAAAAGGAUGAGGCAGGAUCUUCCAAGAAGCCCAAGGUGGUGGUUGACGAGGAUGCGGUGGAGCACGGCGGCUGGUGGACAGCGAAGACAGCCGCCGAUAUAACAGGCACUGUGUCCAUCGAGUUUAACGACCGGUGCUACCUGAAAGCCAUGGAUAAUGGUCUUUUUACAUUGGGAGCACCACACAACGCUGGCGAUGGCCCAGAUCCGGAGGAAAUUUUCACCGCCUUUCCCAUUAACGACCGAAAGGUAGCCUUUAAAUCUGGUUAUGGAAAAUAUUUAAAAAUCGAAAAAGAUGGCAUGGUAACAGGGCGAUCUGAAGCUGUUGGCAGUAUGGAACAGUGGGAGCCCGUGUUUGAGGAAAAACGUAUGGCCCUGCUGUCCGAAACCGGGCACUUUAUGUCCAUCGAUCCAGAAGACGAUGCCUGUGUGGCAUUACGAAAGAAGGUCGGGCAAUAUGAAAUCUGUAAAGUGCGGAGUAAUGGAGCUAGGGAUGUCAUUGUCGACACGGAACCCAAGGAAGAAAAGGGGGACCUAGGGGAAGUCGAAAAGAAUUAUGUGAAAAAGUUCCAAAAGUUCCAAGACAAGAAGAUGCGAAUCAACCAAAACGAUGUAAAAGAACUCGAAGAUGCCAAGGCUCAGGGUUCCCUGCAUGAAACUCUUUUGGACAGACGCAGUAAAAUGAAGGCCGAUCGGUAUUGCAAGUAGCCCGACUUGAUUUAGUGACCAUUCAUUAAAGAUUUUACCUCAUGCAAUGUGCCGUUUUUCUUGUUUAAAUAUUGAAUGUUUUGAGUUAAAGCAAAUGUAAGACUUUCUUUGAUAAA
This is a messenger RNA of Drosophila elegans, 949 nucleotides long. It is a transcript of the gene FRG1, whose product is annotated as protein FRG1 homolog. NCBI's taxonomy places the organism in Eukaryota, Metazoa, Arthropoda, Insecta, Diptera, Drosophilidae. Gene Ontology annotation, cellular component: catalytic step 2 spliceosome; nucleolus; striated muscle dense body. Bases 45 to 833 code for a protein of 262 amino acids. Gene Ontology annotation, molecular function: actin filament binding. The record is from RefSeq and is a predicted model, not a curated record. The transcript is spliced from 5 exons.